GCCCGCCGGCACCAUGAUGGAGGAGAUCGACCGGUUCCAGGUGCCCACCGCGCACUCGGAGGUGCAGCCGCUGGACCCAGCUGCUGCCUCCAUCUCGGACGGGGACUGUGACGCCCGGGAGGGUGAGUCAGUAGCCAUGAAUUACAAACCAUCCCCGCUCCAAAUGAAGCUGGAGAAGCAGCGGGAACUAGCCCGGAAGGGCUCCCUGAAGAAUGGCAGCAUGGGAAGCCCUGUCAACCAGCAACCCAAGAAGAACAACGUCAUGGCCCGGACAAGGCUGGUCGUCCCCAAUAAAGGCUACUCCUCACUGGAUCAGAGCCCGGAUGAGAAGCCACUGGUUGCCCUGGAUACAGACAGCGAUGACGACUUUGACAUGUCCAGAUACUCCUCCUCUGGCUACUCCUCCGCGGAGCAGAUCAACCAAGAUUUGAACAUCCAGCUGCUGAAGGAUGGCUACCGGUUAGAUGAGAUCCCCGACGACGAGGACCUGGACCUCAUCCCCCCCAAGUCCGUGAACCCCACUUGCAUGUGCUGCCAGGCCACGUCCUCCACCGCCUGCCACAUUCAGUAGCAGGAGUGGGCCCUGCGGCCGAGCGGGGCAGGGCCCGUGGGCUGGGUUGGAGAGGGCAAGGGGCAGAGCCCUCCGCGACGCUCAUCCGCCUGCCCCCUGGCCCCCAUAUCCCCAACAGCCGCCAACCUCGUUCCAGUCAUUGCUUCCUCCUAUGGUAGGACAUGUACCUCUGUGUGUCCAUGGAGCCGGAGAAACCCAAACCGGGUCUCUCUCCACCGGGGGCUGUUGGUUCAGUUCACUUGUGGGGAGGGGAGACCUUGUCCAGGGCUUCUCCUCCCCAAAGCUGUGGUCCACUGGCUGGGGGGCGGGGGCGGGGAGCAUGUAUAAAAAGCGGGGGUGGGGGGAAUCACAAAGCCAGGGGUUUGGCUCCACCCCAGCAAAGCCAUGAACUCUCACAGUCAAAACCUGAUAAGAAAAAUAGGGCUAGGAGGGAUAUAGACGA
Molecule: messenger RNA, 1013 nt
Organism: Suncus etruscus (white-toothed pygmy shrew)
Lineage: Eukaryota; Metazoa; Chordata; Mammalia; Eulipotyphla; Soricidae
Gene: FAM219A
Product: family with sequence similarity 219 member A
Exons: 6
Coding region: 14-571 (185 amino acids)
Source: RefSeq, a predicted model, not a curated record